AUGCAUCCAUCUGUGAUGAAAAUAUGGCCCCCUGGUCAUUAUAGUCCAGUACAUAAUUAUGGUGAUCCAUAUGGAAUUGUUCGUGUACUUCAUGGACGACUUCUUCUGAAAUUUUUUCCAGCUCUUUUAAUCAAUUUGCGACAAAAUUCACCUAUUGAGCAAUUAUUUGAAGAAAAUCAAGUUACAUGGAUGAUCCCUAAAUUAAAUCAAACAUGUCAAAUGCUUAAUCCUGACAUGUAUGAAUCAUGUUGCAUCACUAUUCAUAGUUACCAAUACGAGACAGCCGAUGAAGUAUAUUGCGAACAUUUUGAUUUCAUUACUAAUGAUGGACAUCAUAUCGAACAUCACAAUUGUACACCUGAUAAUAAUUAUCUUGCCUUCAAAAACAUAAUGGUGCAGGAGUCAAUGCAUGGAACUGUUUUGUGA
This is a messenger RNA of Rotaria sp. Silwood2, 426 nucleotides long. The record is from the annotation of a GenBank genome assembly. Lineage: Eukaryota; Metazoa; Rotifera; Eurotatoria; Philodinida; Philodinidae.